AUGACGACGAUAGAAAAUCUGUUCUUUCAGAUUUUCGAGAGGAAGAACUGGAUUAUUCAACAAGUCAAGCAACAGACAGACUUGUACAAUCAACACCUUGCUUCGAAAUGCCUUAUUGAUGGAAUUGCACCUCCUUCGUGGCUUUGGAACCCUAAUUCUUACUCUCAAUCCUCGGAUCUCAAAGAACUAAAGAAAGAAGAGCUGAUUUCCAAACUACUACUUCCACAUCUACAACCCACAGCCUCUUACUUUAGUAGCCACUACUGUCCAUAUGACAAGCCAGUUGUUACAAGUGAUAAUGAAGAGCUAUCAGAUGGAUUACAAAUGGACACCCAGGCUGUCAACCAUGGUCUCAAUAUAGGAGAUGGGCCAACCAAUAUCUCUGAAUGCCAUGACAAUAACAUGGAACGUUCCUUCAAUUUUGUUCAGGAGCAGGAUGUUAGUGUUACCUCUCCCCUGGAUCAGGUGGAAGUAAGAGUUUCAAACAUUUAUAAUGUAUCAGAUCAGUCACUAGCUAGAAUUCAAAGGUCCAAAUCAAGGCAAACGGAUUUAGAGCUUCGUUAUAGUGAAAAAGCAGUAGCUAAAAGUAAUUUAAGCUGUGAAAAUAACGCCAAGGUUGAUUUUGGAGGGGUUGCAUUUUCUGUUACUGCUUCCCCGCAUGUUGAUGAGUUGAAGCGAUUGGCCAGAUAUUUGGAUGUUGGUAGCGGAAGUUGUGCUGUGAAAGAAGUGAAAGAAAGAGAUUGCCAGAACAAUGACAGGGACAUCAGCAUGUAUCGUAGUAAAAUUACAAGAUCUAGAAGCUCUUCUAAACAACUCAGUAGUGAAAAUGUUACUUUGAAAUUGGGUAUCUCUUCUGGUAUUGAAAAUAAAGAUAGUGGUGCUCUAGCACAACCUACGGUCAAUUCCCUGCAUCACCCUUACCAUGUUAAUGAUUUAUUGAAAGGAACUGGUGAAACUGUUGUAGGGACAGAGCUUGCUUCAGAUGCACUAGCUGAAGAUUGGUCCAUUGGUCCCAGGAAUAACAUGGAUGGUGCUAGCCCAAGAACAGGAUUGGAAGGCUUAGUCAGAAGGGCUGCUUCGGAUUAUUGUACGUUUGUGAAGCCCAAGCAUUUUAAUUUUGAUGAAAUGGCAGAAUGUAGUGAGAACAGAAUGUUGGACACAUCAUCAGAGAAGAUGCGUUGUACUUUGGCAGAGACUGCAUCAUCAUUGGAUAAAGAAACAUCUCAUAACCUCCAUGGGAAAACUUUGGUGAAGGAAUCACUGGUGGAGCAGGCCGUCUCAAAAAAAUUGGAGGAUGUUUGGAGGGGUUCUUUUGGAGCUGAUGCCGAGGAGUGUGUUGGAGCAGUGAUAAAGAAAUCUGGAUCUGCUAUAAAUGAGAAUGCUAUGCCAGAGACUAUCAAAGAGUAUUAUGAGGCCGUCCAACAUAAUCAAAACUCUCUAGCUUCUCAUGAGGCAGAUAUUGUACGAUCGUAUGUUAGUAAGAGCUUUGAUGUAGAAAAAUGUCAGUUGAAACAUCAUUGGAUAGAAGGGUGUGAAUCUUCACCGGAGCUGCUAGUUGACGAGGUUGUGCUGGACUCUGAGGAGAGAAAUAAGAAAGCAGGGACCCCUUUGUCAUUCAUCUAUCAACCGAUAGGGGUAUCACUAGUCUCAAGCUUGACUGAAGAGGCAACUCGAGAUUGCCAAGGUUGCUUCAUUGAGGAAGUCGGAAGAUCAGAUCCUAUUAGCUCUGAUUCUGAUGAAAGACAACACUCCAACGAGCAUGAUUACCAGCACUUGUUGCAUCUUGAGAAUGAAGCUAAUUUGAUAAAUACAGAGGAUUUGACUUGUACUGAGAGAACCCUGCAAGAAAGUAACUUUCCUCUUGGGGAGGAUGGCCGACUGUCAUCAUCAUGUUCAGUUCGAUCUCCAAAAAAGACAGACCUGAAUUUAAUUGGUGGUGAUCAAACUAUGCCCAUGUCUGAGGGUUUCAUCAUAGAUAUGCAAAAAGGGGAUGGAGAACCAGGUACUGCCGGAGAUGGGAUCAACUUUGGCAAAAUAGAACUUCCAAGAAACACAAUACAACAGGCUAGCAUUUUGGAGCAUAUUUACAAUUCUUCCAGCAGGCAUACACCAUUGCACCUUUUCUCAUCUACAUUUAAGUUGCAAAGAAACCAAGAUUUGUACCAGUCUGUACCAAAUGGACUUCUUGAGCACAUGGAAUCAAGGAGCUCUUUAUAUCUGAAUGAUAGUGUUGGCAGACAGCUUUGGGCCAGUUACAGUGGUGAGGAUGAAGCCAACUGUGUUCUUCAGGGGGUAUCAUAUUCUGAUUUUCUACCUUAUUCUGGUACUCGAAUUGGUUGGAAUUCGAGAAGCCUGUAUACAUCUCCUGUUGGAAAGCUCUGGGAAAGUAAUUUGUCAAACUUGGAAAGUUCAGAGAGCCUUUUCAACUCAAAUCCAGAGUUCACUUGCUUCCCCAUUGAGGAAUAUCCCAGUAUUAGUGAAGAAAAUGAGAUUGCAGAUGAGGUGGACAAUAAUAUCCAAGAAGGCAUAAAUUCAAAAGUUAUGAACAGCUACAUCAAAAGAAAAACCCUUGCUGAUACUACAGAAGCACGCUCAAAUCCUCCUACAUUGGUUUCUGAAGCAAAGAAUUUUUCUGGUAGAGGUAGUGUGGGUUCUGUUAACACAGAAGUCAGCAUCACGGGUGCUCGUAAUAAGAUCAACGAGAUGUUUGGAAAUUGUUGCAGCAAAAAGAGAAAUUGCACGAUUCAGGCAAAGGAGAACAAGGCCUUAUCUAUGGGCAUAAAUGGUGUUAAGAAACCUAAAGUAUCACUCCAAAACAGGUUCAGCAAUCCAAAAUUAUCAGGGAAGAGAGACAUCAAAGUGAAGGCCCUGGAGGCUGCUGAGGCCCCAAAACGCCUUGAAGAAAGAAUACAGAAUGAACAUAAGCUGAAGAAAGAAGCACUGAAGCUUGAGCAAGCAAGAGGGCAAGAAGAGAAUUUGAGGCAGCUGGAUUUAAAUAAGAAAAAGAAAAAAGGGCCUAAUAUGAAGAGAUUGAGAGAUGAAAAAUACAGGAUGGGGAAGGAAAGGAAAAGAAAGCAGAUUGAAGCAACACGGAGACAUCAGAGAGAUCAAGAGGAAAAAUUGCAUGCUGGAAAAGUGGAGAAUGAAAAACAGGGUGGCACCGCAGAUGAGAAAAUGAACAGCAGAAAGGAUUUUAACAAUGAAUCGAAAAAAGAUCGGAAAAUGGAAAAAGAAAGAAGAGAUGACUUUACUUUGAAAAAGUCUGAAACUGAAGCAAGGACGGCUGGGAUUUUGACAAGUGAUGUGCAACAGAGUGGCAUUGCCUUUAAUCAUCGCGUUGUAUCUAGCAAUUGUGGUGAUAAUGGGAAGGCAAUAAGCAUGUUGGAUAAAUCAACAAAGAAUUACUUGGUUACCAAGACAAGUCUAGAAAAAUCUUAUGAGAUUUCUCCUUAUCAGUGCUCAGAUGAUGAAGAGGAUGACUUGCCCACUAAAUUUAUUCCUUCAUGGGCAAGUAAAAACUGGGUGCCUCUGGUACUGUCCUCGCAGCAAAAAAUUAACCCUGAUGUAAUAUUCCCGGUAGGAAGUUUUUGCAGUAUAGAUGAAGUUCUCCAGCCCCGAAAACGACAGCAGAUUUUAAUUUGCAAUGCGAGUUUGAUUGGUUCUGCGUUGCGUCAUUGAAUCUGUGAACUUCAGGCAAAUAUUAAUGGAUUGGGGGUUACUCCUCAAAGAUAAUGUUCUCCUUCCCCCAUUGAAGUUAUUAAAAUUUGGAUUUGGAUGUGCACAUGAGGAUGAGGAUAACUAAGUUAUUGGAGUUGAGGUGGUUGAAGCUUUGUCCAUAAAAAGUGAG
Messenger RNA from Ilex paraguariensis (yerba mate), 3847 nucleotides. The record is from the annotation of a GenBank genome assembly. NCBI's taxonomy places the organism in Eukaryota, Viridiplantae, Streptophyta, Magnoliopsida, Aquifoliales, Aquifoliaceae.